Molecule: messenger RNA, 1665 nt
Organism: Coffea eugenioides
Lineage: Eukaryota; Viridiplantae; Streptophyta; Magnoliopsida; Gentianales; Rubiaceae
Exons: 2
Coding region: 1-1665 (554 amino acids)
Source: RefSeq, a predicted model, not a curated record
AUGGCACCCCCUCCGACCUAUCCAUAUGGCAUAUUCGCUAGGUAUAACCCACAAGCCGUCUAUGCUUAUCAUUCAGGGGCACCCGGACAUUCAACUGUUGAUUGCAAGGCUCUUAAGCAUAGAAUUCAAGAUAUGAUUGAAGCCGGAGAGAUUGUAAUCAGGAAAAGGGAGGCACAAGGGCCGAAUAUAAAUAGGAACCCCUUGCCGGAACAUACUAAUAUCAUUGGGGUCAUUCUGGACGACGCAGAGUAUGAGGAGCAAGUCCAAAAAUUGGCAAGAGAAGUUGAGGUGUUUGGGGUCACAGACCAACCAUUUGUAAUAGAUGUGUCAUUUGAGGAGGAUAAAAGGUCUUUUAUUUUGGAUCUUACUCUAGCUGAGAGCGAGACUUUGGAGCCAGUGGUCAUCGAAUUCCCAGAGCAGGAGCCUGUUCUAAGUUUGCAGCGAGUGCCAUGGAACUACGAUAAACCUAUCAUACAAAUUGGAGAAAAGUCAGUUGCCAAAGAAGAGGUGUCAGUGGUCACUAGAUCAGGGAGGAUUGCAAGUCCGUUUGGAGCUACCGUUCCGAUUCAAACAAAUAAACCUGAGCUGCCCGCUAAACCAACAAUUACUGAGAAGGAAGUCUUGAAUUUUCUUAAAAGGCUCCAAAGAAGCGAAUAUAAUGUAGUCGAGAAGCUAAGCAAGUCGCCCGCCCAAAUAUCCAUGUUGGAUCUGCUCUUUUCUUCGGAUAUGCAUAGGGAUGCGUUGCUCGAAGUGUUGACUAAAGCUCAAAUCCCUAAGGACAUUUCAGUUGCUAAUUUCUCACAUAUAGUUGGGAGUGUGUUAUUUACAAAACAAAUCACUUUCUCUGAUGAUGAAUUACCGGCAGAAGGCAUUGGACAUAACAAGGCUCUGUACAUAGCUGUGAGGUGCAACGGAAAAAUGUUGCCAAAGAUGUUGAUUGACAAUGAAUCUGCGCUUAAUAUCUGUCCUUGGAGUACCUUGAAAAAGCUAGGGUUGCAAGAUAUUAACCUGAGGCCUUCAGGGACCAUAGUUAGAGGUUUUGAUGGAGCACAAAGAGAACCUAUAGGAGAAGUGGAUUUAGUAGUCGAGAUGGGGCCCGCACAGUUUCAAAUAGCCUGCCAAGUUAUGCACUUUCCUAGUGUUUACAAUGUUUUGCUUGGAAGGCCGUGGAUUCAUAAGUCCGGAGCUGUGCCUUCUUCAUUGCAUCAAUUGUUGAAAUUCAUAGUAAAUGACAAAUUGAUAACUAUCUUUGCCGAGGAGGAUUGCUUCGUGAUUGCUGAUUCUGGGUCCAAAGAAGAUGGUAGCCGAAACGCCACAGUGACCCCUCAUAGCACAGCUGAUAUCGUCUCCGAUUCAUUCAGUUUAGGUUUCCGACCAACCGCUAAAGACAUCAAAGAAAUGAAGGAACGCAAGAGAGCAGAGAAAGAAGGCAGGCAAAAGGCCUUUGAUAUUCCACCACUGCAUUAUACUUUUCCACGACCAACCGAGGUGAUCACGUCAGAGAUUAACCCAGUUGACGGAAUCGAAACUAGUUUGGCCCAAUUGUUCGUUGGGGCAACAUUUGAAGACAGUUUCCCAGAUGAGGCCGAGUUUUCCAACAUCCCUGAAGGAUCAAUUUCCAAUUGGACAACCGAGUUCCUGCCCAUUCAGAAGGAGUUUCGGUAA